Messenger RNA from Diceros bicornis minor, 413 nucleotides. RefSeq names its product synaptonemal complex central element protein 3 (gene SYCE3). The transcript has 2 exons. Lineage: Eukaryota; Metazoa; Chordata; Mammalia; Perissodactyla; Rhinocerotidae. Gene Ontology annotation, cellular component: central element. The coding region runs from base 1 to 267 and encodes 88 amino acids. The record is from RefSeq and is a predicted model, not a curated record. Gene Ontology annotation, biological process: synaptonemal complex assembly; spermatogenesis; reciprocal meiotic recombination.
AUGGCUGACUCUGACCCUGGGGAAAGAAACUAUGACAACAUGCUGAAAAUGCUGUCAGACCUGAAUAAAGACUUGGAAAAGCUAUUGGAAGAGAUGGAGAAAAUCUCAGUGCAGGCCACGUGGAUGGCCUACGACAUGGUGGUGAUGCGCACCAACCCCACAUUGGCAGAGUCCAUGCGGCGGCUGGAGGAUGCCUUCCUCAACUGCAAGGAGGAGAUGGAGAAGAACUGGCAAGAGCUGCUCAGUGAGACCAAGCGCAAGCAGUAGGCCCCCUCCCCCCAUGGCCACCAUGCUGCUGUUUGCCUGUGCAGAGAAGCCACUGGGGGACAGAUCCUUCUCUACCUGGCAGAGUAACAGCAACCCAAAUAUAUAGCUGUUUGCACAGUGCUUGUUUCUCAAUAAAUUUAUUUUCA